AUGGCUCUCAAUUUCUUUCUAAAUGGAGAAGUCCUGUAUAGCAGAACUCCGGAUUUGGGUCUUUUAAGAUGUGUAGACGAUGCUGAAGCUGUGAGGCUUAUUGAACAAAUACAUGCUGGAGUUUGCGCCUUUUACAAGUCGGUAACCAAGAAAGUGGUGGCCGAUUUUGUCCGCAACAAUCUGAUAUGCAUAUUUGAAGUUCCAGAAUCCAUCAUUACUGAUAACGGUGCAAAUCUCAACAGUCAUUUGAUGAAAGAGAUAUGUGAACAAUUUAAGAUUAUUCAUCGAAAGUCAACUGCUUAUCGCCCCCAAAUGAACGGAGCUGUAGAGGCCGGGAACAAGAAUAUCAAAAAGAUCUUGAGGAAAAUGAUUGACAAACAUCGAGGUUCGCAUGAAAUGUUGCCAUACGCUUUACUAGGUUAUCGAAAGACGGUCAGAACAUCGACUGGUGCCACUCCAUACUUGCUAGUUUACGGAACAGAGGCAGUCAUACCUGUUGAAGUCGAGAUACCAAUGAUUGCCGUUUGUCAUGGCCAGUUGUAUAGACAGAGAAUGACUCGCGCCUUUCACAAAAGAGUAAGAGCCAGAGAUUUUGAAGUUGGUGAGUUUGUUCUUAAGCGUAUUUUUCCUCAUCAAGACGGGUACAAAGGAAAGUUCGCGCCAAAUUGGCAGGGUCCUUACAUGGUUCGUAAAGUACUGUCUGGAGGUGCUUUGGUCUUGUCAGAGAUGGAUGCCGCUGUAUGGACCAAACCUAUCAACUCAGAUGCUGUCAAGAGAUACUAUGUGUGA
Molecule: messenger RNA, 789 nt
Organism: Solanum pennellii
Lineage: Eukaryota; Viridiplantae; Streptophyta; Magnoliopsida; Solanales; Solanaceae
Exons: 3
Coding region: 1-789 (262 amino acids)
Biological process (GO): DNA integration
Molecular function (GO): nucleic acid binding
Source: RefSeq, a predicted model, not a curated record